CGCGAAUGAUUUUUACAGUACAUUUUUCCGACCAUGGUUAAGUUUGGACACAUUUUGGUUGUAACAAUAGUAGCUCUGGUCGGGGCAAGCGUUGCUGAGAAACAUGUCCGGUUGAUCCCUGACUCUUACGAAACGUGGAGUGACAAUGUCUACCUCAAUUUCACAUACGCAAUGGAUACGUCAGCCCCGCACAUUAAUAUAACGCACAAGGUCAUGAAGACUAUUCCUGAAAUUGAGGCCCAUAUAGAGUCGGAAAUUCAUGGGAAGAAUAAUCCUGACCAUUUCUUCAGAUCGAAUGCGACUUUCAGUGUUUGCGACAUCCUCAGUUUAAAGGCGGCUAGUCCAGUGACAGCUUUCAUAUUUGCAACUGUUAAAAGACAUGGCUCACUUCCGGAAAAAUGUCCAAUUGAACCGGGAACUUACGGCAUAUCAAAAUUUUGGUACCCAGAGGAGAAUAUACCUACAAAUGUUCCAGAAAUAGAGGCCGAGUUCAAGGUGCAACUAUUUGCAAUCGAUAAUGGCCAACGUCACAUAAUUUUGAACAACAGAUUAAAAGGACAUUCUGCGGUAGUUGAAGGCUCGGGUAAAUCACUUUUUGCAAAAAUGUUCAGAGGAUAAUGACUAAUAACUAGUGAAAUUGUAGCAUAAGAGUUAGAUCCUUCAUGAGCAAGGAUCCUUCUCUCAUCUGGAUGACUUACUGUUUGUAUUAAGUAAACAGAUUUAUUAUGGUUGUGGUGGUUUGAUGAAUAUACAUAGUGACGAACAUUACAA
Hermetia illucens (black soldier fly) is the source of this 771-nucleotide messenger RNA. RefSeq lists its product as uncharacterized. Lineage: Eukaryota; Metazoa; Arthropoda; Insecta; Diptera; Stratiomyidae. The coding region runs from base 34 to 618 and encodes 194 amino acids. The transcript is spliced from 3 exons. The record is from RefSeq and is a predicted model, not a curated record.